Molecule: messenger RNA, 1203 nt
Organism: Bemisia tabaci
Lineage: Eukaryota; Metazoa; Arthropoda; Insecta; Hemiptera; Aleyrodidae
Source: RefSeq, a predicted model, not a curated record
AUGAGUAGCUUAUCGAAAGACUAUUAUUACAAACAACCGCAUACUCACCGUCCUUACACGCCAUCCUUUCGGAACAACGAUGAGAUACGCAUUUCGGUCUGCAGCCAAGAUCUUUACACCCUGCCUGGACAUUCGCUGAUUCAGAUCGAAGGAAAAGUGACUUACACCCCAAAAGCAAACGGUGCUGCACCGGACGAUGGAAAAUCAGUCAUCCUAACCAACAACGCCCUGGCUUUUCUCUUUGACCAAGUACGGUACGAGUUGAACGGUGUGGAAAUCGACCGUACUCGACAUGUUGGAGUCACAUCCACAGCCAAAACACUGCUCACCUGUACCAAGGAUGAAGCAGCUGCCCUCGAAAUCGCCGGCUGGGGUGCUCCUGUUUUCAACGCAGCGGACAAGACGUUCCGCGGAUCGAUACCUCUCGGCUUCCUCUUGGGAUUCGCCAACGAUUUCAAGGGCUACAUUGUUCGCAUGAAGCAAGAUCUCGUGCUCAUCCGCUCGCGCACUAACAAGAACAGUUACGUUCUCAAAGAUGGUGCGGAAGAGAACGCCGUCACCCUGGAAGUGGAGAGUGUGCAGUGGAUCAUGCCUCAAUUGAAGUUCAACUUGGGACCUGAGAAAGCCAUCUUGGACAAGGUCAAGAGUAACGGAUCGUUCCAGAUUAGCUUCCGCAGUUGGGAAACCCACGAGUACCCGCAACUCCCGAUCAACAACAAGGAGACCUGGAAGCUGAUGACCAGGAGCAACGUCGAAGCUCCCGACGACUUUGUCCUUGUCUUCCAAUCGAGUCGUAUGGACGACGAGAAGAAAGACGCCAGCAAAUUCGAUCACGUCCGGCUCAGAUCAUUUAGAGUUCACCUGAAUAGCACAUCCUUGCCGUACGAGAACCUCAACGAGAAUUUCGAUCGCAACAAGUAUCUCAAUUUUUACCAGAACUACUUGAACUUCAUCACAGAGUACUCGAACGGCGAGAAGUUGUGCGAACCCCCGUUGUCUUUUGAAAAGUUCAAGUCGGAGAAUCCAAUGUUUGUCAUGCACUGUACUUAUCCUGACAUUAUCAAGCCGGGUCCUUUGGACAUCCAGAUUGACAUGGAAUCCGACGUGAACUUCCCCAAGAACACUUCUGCCUACGCCAUCCUGGUUCACAACGUCACCUAUUCUUACAAAACUCUAACCGGAGAGGUCAAAAGAGUCUAUUAA